This is a messenger RNA of Nerophis ophidion (straightnose pipefish), 1609 nucleotides long. It is a transcript of the gene acat1, whose product is annotated as acetyl-CoA acetyltransferase 1. NCBI's taxonomy places the organism in Eukaryota, Metazoa, Chordata, Actinopteri, Syngnathiformes, Syngnathidae. Gene Ontology annotation, biological process: fatty acid beta-oxidation. The record is from RefSeq and is a predicted model, not a curated record. Bases 109 to 1371 code for a protein of 420 amino acids. Gene Ontology annotation, molecular function: acetyl-CoA C-acetyltransferase activity. The transcript is spliced from 12 exons.
AGUGUUGAUAUCACCCUUUGUAUCGUUCCUGUUGAUGUCGGUAUCGAUCUCCUAGCUUGAAGGUGAAGUAUCUUCAAACGUGACUUCACUCCUCUCGGCAGGUUCAAAAUGUCACCCAGUAGACUUUUAACCAGCCGCGUACAAACAUGCAAGCGCCUGAUUCAAAAAUACCUGCCAAGGACUUACACCUCUCGUCCUUCUCUCAAUGAAGUGGUCAUCGGCAGCGCAGUGCGCACCCCAAUGGGGUCCUUCAAGGGCACCCUGGCAGCUGUUCCAGCGACCAAACUGGGCUCAAUUGCCAUAAAAGGAGCGAUCGAUAAAGCAGGAAUAAAGCCUGAAGAUGUGAAGGAGGUCUACAUGGGGAAUGUGCUCCAAGCAGGAGAAGGACAGGCCCCUACUCGACAAGCAUUGCUUGGAGCAGGCUUGACACUUGGCACUCCAGCAACAACCAUCAACAAAGUGUGUGCCUCCGGGAUGAAGGCUAUCAUGAUGGCAGCACAGAGUUUAAUGUGCGGACACCAGGAUGUGAUGGUGGCAGGAGGUAUGGAGAGCAUGUCCAAUGUACCCUACGUGAUGCCCAGAGAAACACCAGCUUAUGGCGGAGUGAGGAUAGAGGACCUCAUAGUAAAGGACGGACUUACUGAUGUCUACAAUAAAUUUCACAUGGGCAAUUGUGCAGAGAACACGGCGAAGAACAACAACAUUUCCAGGGAGGAACAGGACAAUUUUGCUAUCAGCUCAUACACUCGCAGCAAAGUCGCAUAUGAGUCUGGGGUAUUGGCCAGGGAGAUUGUUCCAGUUAGCGUACCUCAGAGAGGAAAACCAGACCUUGUCGUGUCCGAGGAUGAGGAGUGGAGGCGUGUGGAUUUCAGCAAAGUCUCCAAACUUAAGGCAGUGUUUCAGAAAGAAAAUGGCACAGUGACUGCAGCCAAUGCGAGCACUCUGAACGAUGGGGCGGCUGCUCUUGUCCUAAUGACAGCCGAUGCUGCAAAAAGACUCGAUGUCACUCCACUGGCCAGGAUUGUAUCUUUUGCUGAUGCUGCUGUUGCACCCAUUGAUUUCCCCAUCGCUCCUGUAUAUGCUGUUACAAAAGUGCUGGAUGCCGCCGGCCUGACCAAAGAUGAUAUCACCAUGUGGGAGAUCAACGAGGCCUUUAGUGUCGUUGUUCUGGCCAACAUCAAAAUGCUGGGUCUUGAUCCUGAAAAAGUCAACGUCAAUGGAGGAGCCGUGUCACUGGGACACCCCAUUGGGAUGUCUGGAGCAAGAAUUGUGGGUCACAUGGUGCAUAACCUAAAAUCCGGUCAGUACGGUCUGGCGGGUAUCUGCAACGGAGGAGGCGGGGCCUCGUCUAUUAUUAUUCAGAAAUUGUAGGAAAGUCAACAAAACACAACCUUCUUGUUCAAUACACCAAAAUGUGGUGUGAGGGCUUCUAGACUCCAAGUGGCUUGAUAAGAUCAAUUUUAUUCUAAAGAAUCCAAUGCUGGCGGCCUUAUUUACACAGCAACAAGGACUUCACUCCUAAGACGCCAUGACUUAAGGGUCACACUCCUAUGUUUAACUUCUUAUUUAACUCUGAAUUGAACGGCUAAAUAAAUAGUUCUUGAACAAA